AUGCUGUCGUGUCACAACCUGCUCACAUUACCGCCUCUUUCUCUCUUCCAUCGCGCUUCGUCUCCUUCUCUGCACGACAGGUACCGCAUCGGAAAGAAGAUCGGGUCGGGCUCGUUCGGCGAUAUCUACCUCGGCAUCAACAUCAUCUCGGGAGAGGAGGUGGCCAUCAAGCUCGAGUCGAUCAAGGCAAAACACCCUCAGCUCGAGUAUGAGGCAAAGGUCUACAAGACGCUGGCCGGCGGUGUGGGCGUACCAUUCGUGAGAUGGUAUGGCCAGGAGUGCGACUACAACGCCAUGGUCAUCGAUCUCUUGGGCCCCUCGCUCGAGGAUCUCUUCAACUUUUGCAACCGCAAAUUUUCGCUGAAGACUGUCCUUCUCCUUGCCGACCAGAUGAUCUCGCGCAUCGAGUACAUUCACUCGCGCAACUUCAUCCACCGCGACAUCAAGCCUGACAACUUCCUCAUGGGCAUUGGCAAGCGAGGCAACCAGGUCAAUGUCAUCGACUUUGGCCUGGCAAAGAAGUACCGGGACCCAAAGACGCACUUGCACAUUCCCUACAGGGAGAACAAGAACCUGACGGGCACCGCUCGAUACACGUCGAUCAACACCCACUUGGGCGUCGAACAAUCGCGGCGUGAUGACCUUGAGUCGCUUGGCUACGUCCUCAUGUACUUCCUGAGGGGUUCGUUGCCCUGGCAGGGUUUGAAGGCAGCGACAAAGAAGCAAAAGUACGACCGCAUCAUGGAGAAGAAAAUGACGACACCUACGGAGCUGCUGUGCCGAGGUUUCCCCUCAGAGAUGGCUAUCUAUCUCAAUUGCUGCCGAUCGCUCCGCUUCGACGACAAGCCCGACUACUCGUACCUCCGCAAGCUCUUCCGCGACCUGUUCGUCCGCGAAGGGUUCCAGUACGACUACAUCUUCGACUGGUCCAUCCAGCAGAGGAGCAUCGACGACGGCAGUAAGAUGGCCGGCGCCGACGUCUCUGGCAGCAAGCAGGCCGCUGCGGCGGCUCAACAGCUUCCUAGGCGCAAGGUCAUUGCUCAGGGCGACGACGAGGCCGCCGCUGCCGCUGCUGCUGCUGCUGCUGCUGCUGCUGCUGCUGGCAAGGACACUACGCGCGUCCAGCAUGGCUCGUACCAACAGGGUGGCCAGAGUUCCUCGAUGCGACCACGCCGCAAUGAUGAGCCCAGCGCCAACUGGUACUAA
Molecule: messenger RNA, 1206 nt
Organism: Acaromyces ingoldii
Lineage: Eukaryota; Fungi; Basidiomycota; Exobasidiomycetes; Exobasidiales; Cryptobasidiaceae
Product: kinase-like protein
Exons: 4
Coding region: 1-1206 (401 amino acids)
Biological process (GO): peptidyl-serine phosphorylation; signal transduction; endocytosis
Cellular component (GO): nucleus; cytoplasm
Molecular function (GO): ATP binding; protein serine/threonine kinase activity
Source: RefSeq, a predicted model, not a curated record